AUGAGCGUCCGGACCGUUUCUCUCAAGCCGUAUACCGACCAGAAGCCCGGCACCUCUGGCCUGCGCAAAAAGGUCAAGGUCUUCCAACAGGAGAAUUAUUCCGAGGCAUUCGUUGCCAGCAUUCUCCUCUCCAUUCCCGAAGGUGUCGAGGGAUCUACCCUGGUCAUCGGUGGUGACGGACGUUAUUAUAAUCCCGAGGUCACACAGUUGAUUGCCAAGAUUGGCGCUGGAUAUGGCGUCAAGAAGCUUAUCAUCGGUCAAGACGGUAUACUAAGUACACCAGCUGCUAGCCAUGUCAUCAGGAUACGGAAGGCAACUGGAGGCAUUCUGUUAACUGCCAGCCACAACCCCGGUGGCCCAACCGAGGACUUCGGUAUCAAGUACAACCUUACCAACGGUGCUCCCGCUCCGGAAAGCGUCACGAACAAGAUCUACGAAACCUCCAAGAACCUUACCUCGUACAAGAUUGCCGACAUCCCCGAUGUCGACCUGAGCAAGCUUGGCUCAGAUAAGUACGGGCCAUUGGAGGUCGAGAUUAUCCACUCCACAAAGGACUACCUCGAGAUGCUCAAGAAUAUCUUCGACUUCGACUUGAUCAAAAAAUUCAUCAAGGACCACCCUGACUUUAAGCUUCUCUUCGACGGCUUGAGCGGUGUCACUGGUUCGUACGGUGUCGACAUCUUUGAGAAGGAGCUUGGCAUACCAAACAGUACUCAGAACUGUGUUCCAAAGCCAGACUUCGGAGGACAUCACCCCGACCCUAACCUCGUAUACGCCAAAUCGCUCGUCGAUGCGGUUGACAAGAACGGUAUCCACUUCGGUGCAGCCAGCGACGGUGACGGUGACCGUAACAUGAUCUACGGUGCCAACACUUUCGUGUCUCCUGGAGAUAGCCUGGCCAUCAUCGCCCAUCACGCGGAGCUUAUUCCUUGGUUCAAGAAGCAAGGUAUCUACGGCCUCGCACGCAGCAUGCCGACCUCCGGUGCGAUUGAUCUCGUCGCGAAGAAGAAAGGCGUUCAGAGUUACGAAGUUCCAACCGGCUGGAAAUUCUUCUGUGGACUUUUCGACGCUGACAAGAUGAACAUCUGCGGUGAAGAGAGUUUUGGCACUGGCAGCAACCACAUCCGUGAGAAGGAUGGUUUGUGGGCGGUCGUGGCAUGGCUCAACAUCAUCGCCGGUAUUGGCGAGCAGUCAGGUUCCACACCGAGCAUCGGCUCCAUCCAGAAAGACUUCUGGAAGACAUAUGGCCGCACAUUCUUCACUCGCUACGAUUAUGAAGGCUGCGAGACUGAUGGCGCCAACAAAGUGGUCGCUCACGUCAAGGAACUCAUCACCACUAAGAAGGAUGAAUUCAUCGGUUCAACAAUUUCCGGUCGCAAGGUCGUGGAAGCAGACGACUUCUCCUACACUGAUCUUGAUGGAAGUGUCAGCAAGAACCAGGGUAUUUUCGUCAAGUUCGACGACGGUAGCCGCAUCGUCGUGCGCUUGUCUGGAACCGGCAGCAGCGGUGCCACCAUUCGUCUCUACAUCGAGAAGUACGAGGAUGAUGAGAAGACAUACGAUCUUGAUGCGCAGGAGUACCUCAAGGACAACGUCAAGCUGGCUACCGAUCUGCUCAAGUUGCAGGAGUACAUCGGCCGCACUGAGCCUGAUGUCAAGACGUAA
This is a messenger RNA of Didymosphaeria variabile, 1665 nucleotides long. It is a transcript of the gene PGM2, whose product is annotated as Phosphoglucomutase-2. The coding region runs from base 1 to 1665 and encodes 554 amino acids. The transcript is spliced from 3 exons. The record is from RefSeq and is a predicted model, not a curated record. Gene Ontology annotation, cellular component: cytosol. Gene Ontology annotation, biological process: carbohydrate metabolic process. Lineage: Eukaryota; Fungi; Ascomycota; Dothideomycetes; Pleosporales; Didymosphaeriaceae. Gene Ontology annotation, molecular function: magnesium ion binding; phosphoglucomutase activity.